Messenger RNA from Colletotrichum abscissum, 1128 nucleotides. Its product is annotated as VanZ like family protein. NCBI's taxonomy places the organism in Eukaryota, Fungi, Ascomycota, Sordariomycetes, Glomerellales, Glomerellaceae. Gene Ontology annotation, cellular component: intracellular membrane-bounded organelle. The transcript is spliced from 2 exons. The coding region runs from base 1 to 1128 and encodes 375 amino acids. The record is from RefSeq and is a predicted model, not a curated record.
AUGUCAAUUCGCUCCCUUUACACAUCAUCCCGUGCACCUCACAAUUCCCACCACCCACCCCCAGUGACCUCAUCCGCAUCCACGGGCGCGCAUCGCGUCUGGCACCCCCAGACAUCCAUAUCGCGACAGUACCUAACUGCGGCCCACGGCAUCUUCCGCCCGGGCCACCUGAACCCGACCAAACCGGGCCCCUCCAAAAUCCUCGGGGGCCUACCCCUGUCCUCGAAGAAAGGUCCCCUCCUGCAGGUCUCUUCAAAAUGCGGAUACGUUUGCCCUUUGCAGGUACGUCAAGAGUCUCGACCACGGUCAACCAUGGUUCUGGAUCUUCAUCGAUUCCUUGCAGAGCCGAGUGGACAAUGUAGCUUCAUCUCUCAGCUUCAGCUUCUGCCUAAGCCCCAGCCCAAGCUUAAGCUCAACUCCAUCUCCAUUCGAGCUCAAACUUCAGCUCAAGCUCGCAAACGCAAGUACGCAAAACCCAAGCUAACACUCCCCUCCUCCUCCUCAGGCGUCUUCUUCGCCCUCCUCCUCGUCGCGGGCUACGCAGGCCUAACAACCCUCCAACUCGGCCAAUACGUAAACGACAAGGUCCUCCACUUCACAACCUUCUUCCUCCUCACCAUCGUCUUCUACUGGAUCCUCGACACCAACCGCCGCCGCACCCUCAACCUCACCCUCACCGUCUGCACCUUCAUCCUCGGCGUCGGCUCCGAGUUCCUCCAGGGCUUCCUCCCCAACGGCCGCGAGUUCGACUUCUACGACAUCGUCGCCAACGUCGUCGGCUCGCUCGCGGGCAUCGGCCUGUGCUCGUGGUACCACAAGCGCAUGCUCGAGCGCAAGCGCCGCACCAAGACGUACCAGGCUGUCCCCGGGGAGGACGAGGAGGAUGUAGAGCUUGGCGAGGGGCAUGAGACUGGUGUUGUUGAGGCUAGUGGUGCGAGGGAUGGGGGUGCUGGCGUUGGUGUUGGUGCUAGCAGUGGAGGCAGGUCCCUUGAGGAGGAAGUGGACAAUUGGGAUGAGAACCAGGUGGAUGACUGGGAAGAGGAAGAUGGCGAUGGUGAUAUCGGCGGAGUCAAGAGCAAGGAUAUGGAUACGGGAGAUAUUGGCGACUCCAAGAAGCGGGCUGAUUAA